GGAGGAACAGCCUCGUGGGGGUCCUUCCCGCAGUGCUGCUCCUUUAAGGCCAAGCCCCGCCUCUCUUUGGGCGCCUGCCUCCGCCCCCAGGGUGACGUCACGGCAAGGCCAGCCCCGCCCCGAUCCCUUGGAAACAGGCAGGCAGAGGGGAGGGGGGCCUCCGCGGGCGGAAGUGAGGGGGCGCUUCCGGUUGGGCCCAGCCGAGGGAGAGGCGCCAACUCUUCGCGUGUUCCUCGGGAGCCUCGCGCGGACUCAGAACCCGGACCCUUCCCCCGGCAGAGAAGGCUGUCCUGCGGAAGGAGGGAGGCUGCAGGGAGGGAGUGGCAGAAGAAGCUUCAGGCUGAAGUGGAAAAGAACCUGCAGGUGCAGAAAGGUGACUUCUGAACAAGUUCUGCAAAGAACACAGCGUGAGAGCUUUGCCCGAGGAGUGCUCUAAGUCUAAAGUGACUUCAAGAUACACAGCAAUGACAACAAGAAAAAAUAAGUAGUAGAAAAAUAUAUUACAAGCUACAACCCUAUGCAGUUAAGAGGAGGAAAGAAGAUUGUGAUGAAAAAAAAGAGGCUUGGAAAGCGAGCAGAAGGCUACAGCAAUACAAAGACUGUGCUGAUCGGGAGGUUAUAUCUGUAAACCCCUGGCAUAAUAUUUGAAUUAUAAAUAUAAAAGAAUGGCAAGUCCUCUACCUCCCUAUCCUAAAUCACGCACAGGGGAGAAGUUGCAUCAGUGUAUGGAAUGUGGGAAACAAUUUGAUUGGAAAAGUUCUCUUGCUAGACAUGAACGGACCCACACAGGGGAGAAGCCCUAUAAAUGCAUGGAAUGUGGAGGAAGCUUCAGUCAGAGUGGCAGUCUACGUUCCCAUCAAAGGACCCACACAGGGGAGAAGACACAUAAAUGCAUGGAAUGUGGGAAGAGCUUCAGUCAGAGUUGCAAUCUACGUUCCCAUCAAAGGACCCACACAGGGGAGAAGCCAUAUAAAUGCAUGGAAUGUGGAGAAAGCUUCAGUUGGAGUGGCAGUCUACGUUCCCAUCAAAGGACCCACACAGGGGAGAAGCCACAUAAAUGCAUAGAAUGCGGAAAGAGCUUCAGUCGAAGUGACAGUCUACGUUCUCAUCAAAAGACCCACACAGGGGAGAAGCCACAUAAAUGCGUAGAAUGCGGAAAAAGCUUCAGUCACAGAGGUAGUCUACAUUACCAUCAAAGGACCCACACAGGGGAGAAGCCAUACAAAUGCAUAGAAUGCGGAAAGAGCUUCAGUUGGAGUGACAAUCUACAUUACCAUCAAAGGACCCACACAGGGGAGAAGCCAUACAAAUGCAUGGAAUGUGGAGAAAGCUUCAGUCACAGUGGCAGUCUACGUUCCCAUCAAAGGACCCACACAGGGGAGAAGCCAUAUAAAUGCAUGGAAUGUGGAGAAAGCUUCAGUCAGAGUGGACAUCUACGUUUCCAUCAAAGGACCCACACAGGGGAGAAGCCACAUAAAUGCGUGGAAUGCGGAAAGAGCUUCAGUCGCAGUGACAAUCUACAUUACCAUCAAAGGACCCACAAAGGGGAGAAGCCAUACAAAUGCAUAGAAUGCGGAAAGAGCUUCAGUCGGAGUGGCAGUCUACGUUUCCAUCAAAGGACCCACACAGGGGAGAAGCCACUUAAAUGCGUAGAAUGCGGAAAGAGCUUCAGUCACAGUUCUCAUUUGCGUACCCAUCAAAGGACCCACACAGGGGAGAAGCCAUAUAAAUGCAUAGAAUGCGGAGUAAGCUUCAGUCACAGAGGUAGUCUACGUUACUAUCAAAGGACCCACACAGGGGAGAAGCCAUACAAAUGCAUAGAAUGCGGAAAGAGCUUCAGUUGGAGUGACAGUCUACGUUCUCAUCAAAAGACCCACAUAGGGGAGAAGCCACAUAAAUGCAUAGAAUGCGGAGUAAGCUUCAGUCACAGAGGCAGUCUACGUUACCAUCAAAGGACCCACACAGGGGAGAAGCCAUAUAAAUGCAUAGAAUGCGGAAAGAGCUUCAGUCACAGUUCUUAUUUGCGUACCCAUCAAUGGAAACACACAGGGGAGAAGCCACAUAAAUGUAUGGAAUGUGGAAAGAGCUUUAGAGAAAGUUCAGCAUAUAUUAAUCAUCACAGAACCCAUGCGCCACUAGAGGAGACGGGCCUUUAAGUUUCCAAGCCCUCUUCAAAAGAACAUUGGAAGGAAAGAGGAAAGCCACCACCUUGCUCUCUCUCUCUCUCCCAUGAACUGCAAUUUGACUGCUGCUGACAGGUCUCACUCAGAGGGGGGCUUUUCUCAGCAUUGCAGCAAGCUUUGAAGGCGUUCACCUAACCUCCUCCAUAAAGAAACCCCUCACAGGCUUCUAGGAUGAUCUCUGAAGGUUUGCUGAAAUGAGCAGAAGCUGAGAUCUCUGGAUAAAAAGGGUUCUGAAAAAGAAUAGCUCUUUGGUAGCAGAUUACGUCAUAUCUUGAUACGCUUGUCUCAUGUCUUGGCUCUACUGCCCCUCGGUUAGAAUUUGGGGCUCCAGCCAUGUACUUGUAACCCUUUUCUGGACUUUGUUGUGUCCUGAAUCGUUGACUCUAAAUUCUGGACUGACUGCCUGGUUUCAUUUAUGAACUAGGACUUUGUUUGUAUCCCCGUCUUUUUGGGUUAUCUUUGAGACUCUGAAUUCUGUUUGUAUUCUUGAUUUUUGGUUGUUAUUUUAUCAUCUCUGUCGAAUGAACUCUGGGCAUGUGACUAUUGGACUGUUACCUUGGCUAUUGUUUUUUCUUGCUCCUGACCUGGAUCUGCCGUUCUUGACAUGUCUGCAUUAAUUGGACUCUUGACCUUGACUUGUGUUCACUGUUACUCCGACUGUGUUGAUGCAAUUAUAUUAUUUUAGCAGGACUCAAGAUUUUAAAGGUAAAGGAUUUAAAGUUUAAAGGUAAAGACUCAAGUCUUGAAAGGUAUGGUCUUGGCUUACCUUGUGUUCCUCAGACCUUAUACCGGGAGAGCCCUGGUACACGAGACCAUCAGUCUUGCUUUGUGUGUACUAAUCCCUGCUUAGAGUGAACCCAUUUCUGUAUUUGAGACUGUUUAAUCACCACCUUUGGCAAAGGGUCCAUUACGAUACACUGCAUAUCUCCCUAACUGUAUGGAAUGGAAGACAAAGAAUGAUCACAACAGAUGAUGCAGAUUGAUGAUGAUGAUGGUGAUGAUAAUGAUAAUGAUGAUACUUUAUUUGUAACCCGCCCUAUCUCCCCAAGGGGACUCAGGGCGGUUUCCAGGAAGUAACAAAAUGGCAAACAUUCAAUGCCACAAUGUCAAAAACAAUAGAUAUGACAAUCUCAAUAUAACCCUAUGAACGAAACUAAAAAAAAAAAACCAAAUAUUGAAACGGAAACUCAAUCUCACACAUUUACCAUGGUAAAAUCCUACAUGUUUCACAUAAGGUAGUUUACGGCUUCCCAGGAGCUGAGGUAGGUGUCCAAUAUCUGGGAGAGGAUAUUUAUAAAGAUGUAGUAGUCCUCCUCCUCUCCAUAAGCUAAAGUGCAUAAAUGGGUUUUUAAAAGCUUUUUGAAGGAGAGGAGAGGGGGCCAUUCUUAGUUCUUUAGGGAGGGAGUUCCAGAGACAAGGGGCGAUCUCAGAGAAGGCCCCUCUCUUGUCCCCCCACAACCGAGGUUGGGACAGGAGUGGGACCGAGAAGAGGGUCUCUGCAGACCACUGCACCCACGCUGGUUUAUUUAUGGAGAUGCCAUUUUUCAAAAACUCUGGACCCAAAAUGCUUAGGGCAUUAUAGGUAAUAACCAGCACUUUGUAUUAAGCCCAGGAGCGUAUGGGCAGACAGUGGUUCGUUCCCUUUAUGGUGCUCCAGAAAUUAACCUGGUUGCGGAUCUCUGAAGAAUUGAAGCUUCCGAACUAUCUUCAAAGGCAGCCCCAUGUAGAGAGCGUGGCAGUGGUCCAGGUUGGAUGUAACUGGACUCAUUAAUCCGUUGAGAUGGACAAAUUAACUAAAUGGAUGAAGUAUAGAACAGCAUUUAGAGGAAUAGAGGUAAAAAUCGUAUAGUGAAUGAGAUGUUUAUAGACUAGUGUUCGUUGUCCGUUAGUUUUGAUCUUACUGUACAAGACGUGUGUCCUUGUUCGCUUUAUAUUUGGUUAAGUAGUACUUCUAAAAAUGGACCAAAAUGAUAAUUUGUGUAAAAAAAAUUAAAUACCUAAAUUGUAAUUUGCAUAAGCAUGCUUUGUUUUGUUUCUGUUGUUUUUUGUCUUUGAAUAAAAAUGGUUUAUUCUAUGAAGUGUGAUACAUCAGCUUUAAAAAGCCAACGUGAUUCUAGGCUGUACCAAUGGGAGGGUGAUGUCUAGAUCCGGGUCAGUUUUAGUCGACUCUCUUCUACACUUUGGUCAGACCUGCCCUGGAAUAACCCUGUGUCCAGAUCUGAGCAGCGCAAUUCAAGCAAGAGUUUGAGAUGCUAGAAUGUGUCCAGAGAAGGGCUCCAGGGAAUGGCUGAGGGAGAUUGAUGUGUUCAGUCUGGAGGGGAAAAAAAGGCUGAGGGGACAGGAGAGCCAAUAUUUGGAAGGUUGUCCCUUUGAGGAGAAAAGGGCAAGUGUUUCCUGCUUCUCUGGAGACAAAAUACAAAGCAACUGAUUCCCAUUGCAGGAAAGAAGCUUCCACCUAAACAUUAGGAAGCAUUUCUCAAUGGUAAGAGCUGUUCAGCCAUGGAAGCCUUGUCCCUUCUCAGGAGCCUCCCUUCCCAAGCCCUGGCCUUCCACCUCCUGGGGACUCCAUGUCCCAGAAUCCCUGACCUUGGACCAAGAGAGCUUGGGCUCCUGGGUGUUGAAGCCCAAGGAAUCCCAGAGGAAUAGAGUUUGGGAAUCCUUGCUCCAGAGAGUGGAGGGAAUUGCUCUCUUGGACUACAACUCCCAUAAACACUAUAAAAAGACCUGGCAUGGGGGUUGUAGGACCCUGGGAGUUGUAGUCCAAGACAAAUAUGUCUCCCAAGUCCUUGCAAUUAAAAGCUUUCUUUCUCAUGGUGUCGAAUGUGUUUGUGUUCAUCCAUAUAGAGAAGGGUUUAGAAAGAAACAAGGAGAAUGUGCAUUGAGUAUCUGCCACGACUUUAAUGUUUACUUGUCAUUCUGAUGGCAGUGGUUGAUCAGGUAUAUAUUAAUCCAAUGUCCACAAUGUAAUAAAGAAUCCUAUGUUAUUAUUAGUCCAAAGUUACUUCUUUGGACUGUAUCUCCCAUAAUCCUUCCCCACAGGAAGACCUAAGGAGGCCAGAUAAAGAGAGACCCUGGUUGUUUAUAGAUUUUGGGAAUUUGGGUUGUUUUGGGUCUUAGGCCUCCUGAGGAGAGAGGGCCCAGAUGCCCUUCUCAUUGGAUUCCCACGUCCUCUCUUUUUGAGGUGAUUUCAGUAGAGACCACAUAUAGUGAGUCUAUACCUGGUGAGGCUCCACUAAAUCAGAUCGGCCCGGACAGAGAACAAAGUUAUCUGGGUUUGAAAGCAAAGAAGAUGACUUUCAAUCCACUUGCACAGGUAUAAAGUGCUAAACGGUUCCGGCCCAGCUUACUUGUCCGAACGUGUCUCCCGCUAUGACCCAUCACGGAAUCUAAGAUCUUCCAGGGAGGCCCUGCUCUCGGUUCACAGGUGCGGCUGGCGGGGAUGAGGGACAGGGCCUUUUCAGUGGUGGCCCCCCGCCUAUGGAACACCCUCCCAAACAAAAUUAGACAGGCUCCCGCCCUCCUGUCUUUCUGAAAGAGAACAAAAACGUGGUUAUGGGAGCAGGCAUUUGAGCAUGAGUAGCAGCAGAAUCGCGAUAUGAAUAUAUGACUCCUUGACAGACCCCCACCUGGACAUGAAAAGCACCUUAAAUGUAUAUUUAAAUGUACAAUGAUGCAGGUUUUUAAGGUAUAUUUUAAUUUUUAUUGUAAUUUUUUAAUCUUGGAAGACUUUUAAUCUGAUGUAAACUGUGUUUCUGAUGUAUAUUGUAAGCCGCUCUGAGUCCCCUGAUGGGUGAGAAGGGCGGGGUAGAAAUGAUGUAAUAAUAAAUCAAUCAAUAUCCAGA
Anolis carolinensis (green anole) is the source of this 6025-nucleotide messenger RNA. Its product is annotated as zinc finger protein 709. NCBI's taxonomy places the organism in Eukaryota, Metazoa, Chordata, Lepidosauria, Squamata, Anolidae. The record is from RefSeq and is a predicted model, not a curated record. Bases 666 to 2156 code for a protein of 496 amino acids. The transcript is spliced from 3 exons.